Messenger RNA from Carassius carassius (crucian carp), 772 nucleotides. RefSeq names its product mediator of RNA polymerase II transcription subunit 11. The record is from RefSeq and is a predicted model, not a curated record. Gene Ontology annotation, cellular component: mediator complex. The transcript has 4 exons. Bases 159 to 503 code for a protein of 114 amino acids. Gene Ontology annotation, biological process: regulation of transcription by RNA polymerase II. NCBI's taxonomy places the organism in Eukaryota, Metazoa, Chordata, Actinopteri, Cypriniformes, Cyprinidae. Gene Ontology annotation, molecular function: transcription coregulator activity.
UGUUUCCACUAAUGCAGUCAGCGGUGUCGCGUUCUAUUAAUUUGUUCCGCUGCGGCUUCCGUAGUUAGCUACACACUGAGAGCGCUUUGUACUAGGUUACAUUCAUUGAGCAUCUCGUCAAGUUUAGCCUACAGUGAAUGAACUAGGCUGUGUUCUGAAUGGCGAAUGACAGGCUGAGAGCGUUAGAAGAUGUGGAGAAGGAGAUUGCUUUAGUGCUGCAGAGCGCAGGAACGAUCGUGCUGGAGCUUUCUAAAGAGAAAGCCAAUGCCAGUUUAUUAGACCGACAGCUGAACCAGUUCCAGACCUCCAUCAACAGAGUGGAGAGUGAACUGAGUUCACAGAUCCGAUAUCUGACACAGGUAGCAACAGGUCAGCCUCAUGAGGGAUCGACAUACUCGGCAAGAAAGGAUUGUCAGAUGGCCCUAAACCGUUCAGAGUAUGCCCGCGUCAAACUGGGAGAGCUGGGACGCACCUGUGAGAUAAUGCUUGAUCCGCAGACGUAAAGACACAUUAAAUGGACUGUUGCUUUGCAAUAUCUGCCAGCUGACUUCAUAAGUAUCCACAUGCAUCAAAAACUUUUUGAAUACGGUCUACAAGCCAACAACACUUUUAAAAAAUUUUUUUUGUAUUAUUAUUAUACACAAAACUAGUGAUUUUGCUUACAAUAUCACCAAAGCUUUUGUCUUAUUAAGAAUUGUUACAUGUUUUAAUUUCUGUAAUCACUUUUUUUAUAGUUAUGACUUAAGAACAAUAAAAUAUUUUUUCACUAGUA